AUGCUCUGCUUUUCUGUGUCGCUGCUUCGGACUGCUGCUUUUGUGUUCUCCUGCUUCUAUCUCCUCACCACGGCGAUUUCUGGGGAAAUGCUGCUUUGCCUGAAAUUAGUUUUCAUCAGCAUUUACCCAAUGCAAUGGGAAGGAGUGUUGAUGAAUUCUUUCCUGUUUAAUGUAGGACUGAUCCUACUCUGCUCCAUCAGUGUGAUUCAGUUAAGCACGACAGCUUUUGCGCACUACGCACAAGCAACUGCAGCUCAGGAGAUCUUUGGCCACACGCUGCAGUCUCUUUGCGGAAUUAAGUAUCUUUACAAGUACAAUGUUUUUCAGUAUGGAUUUUUUGCUCUUCCCAUCCUCACACUCUUCUACUAUGCACUUUUUUGGUGUCGAAAGAGGAAACCGACAGGAAGGUUCCAGCUCUCAAACUAAUUUUCUGUUUGCUCUGUAAGCAAAGCCUGACGAACUCAAUAUCAUAUUUGUUCUUGAGUGAUAGUUUGGUUAGCGAUGUAUAUGAUCUUGCAAACCACUUUAUGGAAGAGCUGGAGAGUUUUCAUCAGUGUAAAUUAGCGACAACGUCAUGGAAGAUGAAAACAACCACGGGCACGGACGUUAAAGUAGGAGAACCCAGUUUCCUUUGUAAUUAAGUACACAUUUGUCGCCUGUUCUUUUCUGUAUUAUUAUUUGAUGAUCAUCAAUCGGCUGAUGUUAUUCUUCAAGUUGAUGGGUCUGUGAGAGGUGUUCUGUGUGCUCCUUUGUUGUUCCUUUGCGGUUCUGACUCAAAUUAGUUCAGUUAUUUUCUUUUGUAUGUAGCAUUCUGUGACUACCACGCACACUUGUAGAUUGUAUCAAGGAUGGCUUGUCUUGAUCUUUCUAUUGUUGUUUGUAUGUCUUUCUGGAAAUUGCACUUUGCUUUUCAAUUGAGAACUUUGCACGUGCUGAUCGAAAAUUCGUUUCUGAGCUUGGGCUCAGAUGCUCCCGAAAUCAGCAACGUUGGUUUGCAUGUAGAUCUGUGCCAGGCGUGGUAUUUUCUGCCGGUAUUUCCAUCGUACGUUGAGAAAAACAGGCAAGCUCUGAGCAGCAUUGAAUGCGAUGGCAGAGCGUACCGUAGAUGCGGACCAGCCUAGUGAACGCACGGACCAGCCAUUCUCCUGUGCCGCAGGCUGAGCCGUCUCCGUCGACGGAAAUCGUUAACGGACACCC
This is a messenger RNA of Aegilops tauschii subsp. strangulata, 1197 nucleotides long. RefSeq names its product LIMR family protein Os06g0128200-like. The record is from RefSeq and is a predicted model, not a curated record. NCBI's taxonomy places the organism in Eukaryota, Viridiplantae, Streptophyta, Magnoliopsida, Poales, Poaceae.